GGGGCGGAGGGAGGGGGCCGGCGCGGGGUGUCUCCGAGCCAGUUCUCGCGGUGCUGGCCAGGCUCAGCCUCUUUUCCCCUCCCCGGCGAGCAGUGACUGUGCACGGCGGAGCGGGGAGCGCCGAGCUGGGAGCGGGGGCAGCCCGCGCCGCCCCGCCGAGCAAGGAGGGAAGCCGCCGAACAGCGUGCAACCUCCGGCCCGUCCCGGCCCGUCGUGGCCGCCUUGCCCCAUGUCUCAGCGGCGCUGAGCCUCCCUCAGCCUGAACAUGGCCACCACGGCAACGUGCACCCGCUUCACCGACGAGUACCAGCUCUACGAGGAGCUUGGCAAGGGAGCCUUCUCUGUGGUGCGCAGGUGUGUAAAGAAAAAUUCAUCACAGGAAUAUGCUGCAAAAAUCAUCAAUACCAAAAAACUGUCAGCCAGAGAUCACCAGAAACUGGAACGUGAAGCUCGAAUCUGCCGACUUCUAAAACAUCCAAAUAUUGUGCGGCUCCAUGACAGUAUUUCAGAAGAAGGUUUCCAUUACCUCGUCUUUGAUCUGGUUACUGGUGGGGAGCUCUUUGAAGAUAUUGUUGCCAGAGAAUACUACAGUGAAGCAGAUGCUAGCCACUGUAUUCAUCAGAUACUGGAGAGUGUGAAUCACAUUCACCAGCAUGAUAUCGUUCACAGGGACUUAAAGCCUGAGAAUUUACUACUGGCAAGUAAAUGUAAGGGUGCUGCUGUCAAACUGGCUGACUUCGGACUGGCUAUAGAAGUCCAGGGAGAGCAGCAGGCCUGGUUUGGGUUUGCUGGCACUCCAGGUUACCUCUCCCCUGAAGUCUUAAGAAAAGAUCCUUAUGGAAAACCAGUGGAUAUAUGGGCAUGUGGAGUGAUUCUGUACAUAUUACUAGUGGGGUACCCUCCCUUUUGGGAUGAAGAUCAGCACAAACUGUAUCAGCAGAUCAAAGCCGGAGCCUAUGACUUCCCAUCACCGGAGUGGGACACUGUGACUCCUGAAGCAAAGAAUUUGAUCAACCAGAUGCUGACAAUAAACCCAGCAAAGCGCAUCACAGCUGAUCAGGCUCUCAAACAUCCAUGGGUCUGCCAACGAUCCACUGUUGCUUCAAUGAUGCACAGGCAGGAGACUGUGGAAUGCUUGAGAAAGUUCAAUGCUAGAAGGAAGCUAAAGGGUGCAAUCCUCACAACGAUGCUUGUAUCUCGGAAUUUUUCAGCUGCCAAAAGUCUGCUGAACAAGAAAUCAGAUGGAGUGAAGCCACAGAGCAACAACAAAACCAGUAUAGUAAGCACUGCAAAAGAAACACCCCCAGUGCAGACGUCCAUGGAGCCUCAAACAACUGUUGUCCAUAAUGCUACAGAUGGCAUAAAGGGUUCCACAGAGAGCUGUAACACCACAACUGAAGAUGAGGAUCUGAAAGCUCCCCCUCUCUCCACCGGGGACGGCAGCUCAGUGCUUGAAGGACGGAGGCACAGUGAGAGCAAAACACAGACUGAGUCCAUGCAGUCCCAGCUUUCUCUCUGUUUCUCAGCCACUACACAGUCUUGUGAAGAGAAGCUUCUUGCCUGGGACAGCCCAGGGCAGACAUUGGAGUUAGAGCGUGCUCGGUCGGAGCCUUUGCUAACUCCAGUAGUUCCCUUUGUACUUAACCGUACACCGUUGCGUAAGCAAGAAAUCAUUAAGAUAACAGAGCAGCUGAUAGAAGCCAUCAACAAUGGAGACUUUGAGGCUUAUACAAAAAUCUGUGAUCCUGGUUUGACCUCAUUUGAACCUGAAGCACUGGGGAACCUGGUUGAAGGAAUGGAUUUCCAUAAGUUUUACUUUGAGAACUUACUGUCGAAGAACAGCAAGCCAAUACACACCACCAUCCUGAACCCCCAUGUCCAUGUCAUUGGUGAAGAUGCUGCCUGCAUUGCGUACAUCCGCCUGACUCAAUACAUUGAUGGCCAAGGCCGGCCCCGCACCACGCAGUCUGAAGAGACCCGUGUCUGGCACCGCCGAGAUGGCAAGUGGCUGAAUGUCCACUACCACUGCUCUGGAGCUCCUGCAGCACCUCUCCAGUGAGGAUCAAAUACGGCAACUUGUGGAGAUACUCAGCUGGAGGGCAAUAUCUUCUUAGCGAGCAGCUCUGGAGUGCCUGAGUGACAGCAGUGGUCAUGUCUGUUUUGACAUUAAAAAAAAUAAAUACAAAGUACAAACAGGCAGCAGCCAAAUGCACGAAACCCUGCAUGCAUCUGAUGCUCUGGGCGCUGCCUUUCUGUUGUUUUCCAUGGAUCCAUCGUGUCUGUUUCUGCUGUAAGAAGGUGUUUUUAAAUCUUAAAAAGGAAAAAAAAAAGAGACAUGUUGUUUGUACAAAAUAAUUAAAAAAACCAGGAAUAAUGCUAAAUAAAUGACAGAUUAUCCAACAUGCCCUCUCCCCCAGGGCUAAGAAAAUGGCAGCAGCUGGAACAUCUUUCAGAAAUGAAGUGAGGGGGAAUGCAAAAGUGAAGGAGAGAAAAAGAGAGCAAAAAAGGAGGCGGCUUGAGCAGUGGAUGGCUGAACCGUGCUUCACAAAGCCAUGGUGGAAGCUAACAUCGCAUUCAGGCUGUGUUGCAACCUCAGUCGGUGAGAGGUAGUGAAGAGACCCCAGAGGAGCCAGUGUGAAGACUGGGGCUCAAGAGAGAGGAGGUGCUUCUCAUCCCGUUGCCUGGCAGACUGACUGCAGCCUGUUUCUGCACAGCAAGAACGCUAUGGAAAGCUGGUUGCUCGGCUGCUGGAUCCCAAAACAGACUUUUUUUGUUUUG
This is a messenger RNA of Dryobates pubescens (Downy woodpecker), 2778 nucleotides long. It is a transcript of the gene CAMK2G, whose product is annotated as calcium/calmodulin dependent protein kinase II gamma. Gene Ontology annotation, biological process: protein phosphorylation. The transcript is spliced from 22 exons. Gene Ontology annotation, molecular function: calmodulin binding; calcium/calmodulin-dependent protein kinase activity; ATP binding. The coding region runs from base 266 to 2059 and encodes 597 amino acids. Lineage: Eukaryota; Metazoa; Chordata; Aves; Piciformes; Picidae. Gene Ontology annotation, cellular component: cytoplasm; neuron projection. The record is from RefSeq and is a predicted model, not a curated record.